This is a messenger RNA of Danio aesculapii, 828 nucleotides long. RefSeq names its product parathyroid hormone-like hormone b (gene pthlhb). Gene Ontology annotation, biological process: adenylate cyclase-activating G protein-coupled receptor signaling pathway; regulation of chondrocyte differentiation; bone mineralization. The transcript has 3 exons. Gene Ontology annotation, cellular component: extracellular region. The record is from RefSeq and is a predicted model, not a curated record. NCBI's taxonomy places the organism in Eukaryota, Metazoa, Chordata, Actinopteri, Cypriniformes, Danionidae. The coding region runs from base 243 to 731 and encodes 162 amino acids. Gene Ontology annotation, molecular function: peptide hormone receptor binding; hormone activity.
CGACCCAGCGGUGCAAUAAAUCUGUUCAUCAUUCCUUCAAGAGCUCUGGACAGACACGCAGGGCAGGUUUGCUUCUGGACCACUGGAGUUUGGACAUAGUAAUAUGCUUGAUUUGAGCAGCAGCUGAUACUCACGAUUUAAUGAAUGUACAGACACAUGCUGGCCUUCAACAGCAGUAAAACAUCAGUAACAUGCGGUAAUAACUGAUCUACUGAACAACAGAAUUACAUUUGUCCGGCAGUAUGUUGAGGCACUGGGGCUUUGCUGUGUUCCUGUUAACAAUCCCGAUACCCGUCCAGUCGAGACCCACUACAGCUCUCAGCAGCAGACAACGGCGUUCAGUCGGUCACGCUCAGAUGAUGCACGACAGAAGCCGCUCUCUGCAUGACCGGAAGAGGCGCAUGUGGCUCCAGGAUCUGCUUGAGCAGGUGCACACAGCUCAGGUGUGGGACUCGCCCAAUCAGAGCGAAGGAAGUGUUCAAACCCCGCCCUGGCCCCGCCCCAAACACACAGGCAGCUCCAAAAACAUCCCUUUGGGCUAUCAAAUGGAGACUAUUGGGAUGCGAGACGACCUACUGCAGGAGACCAGCAAGAGCCUGACAUAUGAAGAGCAGCCGAUGAAAGCGGCCAUGAAGAGGAAGAGUAAAAUGUGUUUGGGCCGAUUGAGAGAGCGGGACAGGAGGAGAGACCGAGCGUGUGCCUUCCAAAUGCAAAUGCUCAUAAGAGAGUGAUUAUUGAGGUGGACGAUUGCGCUGACAGCCAUUUGAAGAGACGGGAGCAUUAAUUAAACUGUGCAGACUUUAUGCAAAUGAGAUGUGACACAAUGUG